Molecule: messenger RNA, 1288 nt
Organism: Drosophila takahashii
Lineage: Eukaryota; Metazoa; Arthropoda; Insecta; Diptera; Drosophilidae
Gene: IFT57
Product: intraflagellar transport 57
Biological process (GO): non-motile cilium assembly; intraciliary transport
Cellular component (GO): cilium; Golgi apparatus; intraciliary transport particle B
Source: RefSeq, a predicted model, not a curated record
AGAACUAUUUAUCAAAAUAAAAUUUAGAAAAUGCAGCAAGACGAUGUCCAGGAGAAAGCCCAGCAGCUGCAAAACUUUCAAUCAGAUGACUUGUUGGAAAAACUAAAGUUGCUCAACUACGAGAAGCAUUUGCUAAAGGAAUUCAAGCUGAAGCCUUUGUCGCGUUUCUAUUUCGUAAAGGCCACAAAUCCCGGCGAGCAGUUCUAUAUGUUUACCUUAAUAUGCUGGUGGCUGUGCAAAAAACUGGGAAAGGAUAUGGAGCGACCACAGGAGUAUGAUGAUCCCAACACGGUGGCUGCGAAUAUUAUUAAAAUGCUGGGAGAGAUUGAUGUCCCUGUGGAUUUUCAACCCAAUAAACUCAUACGUGGAGCGGGACCCAUUUGCCUGAUGGUCCUGGAUGUCCUAUCCACGCAGGCCUGCAAAGUGGCCAAAGUGGGCUACCAAAAGCUGCAUAUCGCCCAGGAGGAGGAGUUCCUGGGCGAUUAUCUUGAGGACAAUGCCGAGAUCAUAUUGGAGAAACUGGAGGACGAGCAGAACGCAGCCGCCUUGAGUGAUGACAGCGACAUGGAGUUGGAGGCGCAUAAUUUCAGGCAACUUAACUGGUUAAAUCGACCGCAGAAAAAGUCCAUUGGGGAUGUUAAUCUCGAUGAGCGGAACCAGGAAUUGGAUGCGAGGAUGAGCGAUCAUCAGGAGUGGCGCCUGGAAUUGGAAAGGGUUUUGCCGCAUCUCAAAGUUUUCGUUAAGGCCGAUGCUCGCGAUUGGAGGACUCACAUCAGUCAGAUGGAUGCUCACGUAGACAUCAUAUCGGAAACAUCCGAGAUCGCCGAGGUUCAGCUAAAAAAACUCAACAGCGAGUUCACCUUCAGCUUGGAGAAAAUCGAGAGUCGCGAAAAGCAUUUGAAUAAUGAGCUCCAGCCCCUGAUUCAGCAGUUCAAGGAACUUUCUAUCGAGCUGUCCACCAUUCAGUCUGCCCAAAAUCAACUGCAGGCGGAUACGGAGAAGCAAAUGGCGGAGCUAAAUGAGGUCAUGAUGGAGCAGGAGCUCAAAAAGGAGGAAAUGGAGAGACGUGGACAGGUGAUGUCCGAUGGCAGUUCGGUGCAGCAGAUCAGGAAAUCGAUCGCCAAGUUGAAGGAGGACAUUGCGCAACUGAAUUUGGAGGUGGCCCUGCUGGUGCAUGCCCACGAUCAGGACAUUGUGGUGCGGCAGUUGAGCCAGAACCAAACCACCGACCUGACAAACAACCCAUAAAAUUGAAAACCCAACUGAUAAGGAACUGCUUAGCAUACUA